Molecule: messenger RNA, 1749 nt
Organism: Hibiscus syriacus
Lineage: Eukaryota; Viridiplantae; Streptophyta; Magnoliopsida; Malvales; Malvaceae
Exons: 1
Coding region: 124-1674 (516 amino acids)
Source: RefSeq, a predicted model, not a curated record
CCUACUCGAUAUGUCUAGUGUCUCUGUGAUUUCUGUGAUGAAUCUUGCAACGGCUUUGUCUACCAUUGCUUGUCUUGCGAGUUCGAUAUCGACGUCUCGUGUGCUCUGCUUCCACCGUGUGUGAUGGGGGAGUUUCUCGAGCUCGAACGUUUCAGCCACCAGCAUCAGUUGGUUUUCACUGAAAAGCAUGAUGAAAGUGUAUGUUGCUUCGGAUGCAAGGAAGUGAUUUCCGGUCCUGGUUACGGUUGCUCUCGGUGCGAGUUCUUCCUUCAUAAGAAGUGUUCGAUGUUAUCCCCCGUGAUUAGACACCCUUAUCGUCGCGAACACCCUCUUAUUCUUUUGACGAAUCCCCCACCGUAUUAUUCGAGCUGCACCUGCAAUUUUUGUCACAGAACAUGCCAAGGCUUUGUUUAUCACUGCCCUACUUUUAAGUUCGAUCUCGACAUCAAAUGUGCUUCGCUUCCUCAAUGUUUCGUUGAAGCCGAAAAUCAUCGACACCGAUUCAUCCACCUGAUGAAGCCACUCUCGUUUAUAUGCGACUCCUGUGGCAUAAAGGGUGACCAUUUCCCUUACUUAUGUACCCAGUGCCAAGUACUGGUCCAUGAAGAAUGCAAAAUAUUACCCAACACCAUUGAAAUUAGAGAUCACUGUCAUCCUGUUACACAAUUCAGCUUGCUUCAAGGAAUUAGCGAUUCGUGUAACCAUCGUUGUGGUAUCUGUCAUGAUGAAGUGAGUGGAAAGUACGGUGGUUACGGUUGCUUUUGCUGCGAUUUCAUUGUUCAUUCCAAUUGUGCAGUAGCAAAUUCUGUUUCUGUGAUAAAAACCAAAGGGAACGAAUUCUUCGACUCGAUCAAGCAUUUUAGCCAUCCACACAAUUUAACCCUGAACGCAAAGGUAAAUGAUGAUAAGCUUUGUGACUGCUGCAUGAAACCCAUUUUGGAACAAUUCUACAGUUGUGAAGAAUGUGACAUUUUCCUCCAUGAAACAUGCCUUGAAUUGCCUAGGAAGAAGCAACACCCUCUUCACCCGCAUCCGUUAACCCUUCUAGAAAAGCAUCCAAGCUUCGAGGGCUUGUUUUUCUGCGAUGGCUGUCAUCAACGAUGCCAUGGCUUCACCUACAGCAGCAAGCAGUGCGAUUUCAACCUUGAUGUUCGAUGCGGUUCAUUGUCAAACAUCCUUAAACACAAAUCACAUGAGCAUCCCCUUAUUUUUAGCAAGGGAAGCAAAUGCAGUGCUUGUGGUUACGGUAAUGAGGUCUUAUACUCCUGCUCCGAUUGCAACUUUGCAUUGGACUUCGGCUGUGCUUUGUUACCGAAUACAGCAAGGCAUAAGCACCAUGGGCAUCCUCUCGAUCUCACUUACCAACACGAUGCAGAUCAGAUAUACUGCAUAUGCGAAGAAGAAAUCAACCCGAAGUGCUGGUUCUACUGCUGCAAACCGUGCAACUUUUAUGCUCACACGAAAUGCACUUUGGGGCAAUAUCCAUACAUCAAGUUAGGAAAAACAUACCCAUACGAAGCUCAUCCACAUCCGGUUGCCUUUGUACACAAAACAAAAGGUCAACCUCCACGCAGUAAAAGUGGUAACCCUAGCAAAGGUCUUGCCCUUGAAUGUACUAAGCAUCACUGUAAUUUCAUCAUUGAAUGGUGUCAUGUGGAAAUUCUCCAUUUCUAAGAUCCUUGUAAGUAAUGAACCUCAGAUUAUACCAUGAAACCUAUACAAUUUGAUUUGAACAAUCAAAGCCACUAA